ACAGCCAAUACCGCCGUCAAACUCCCGACUGCUGUUCUCUCAACCUCAGUUAAAGCCAAAGCUAGGGCUAAGAAAGACGCAGAGCAGAAAGCUAUUGCUGAAAAAACAUCCGGUGCGGAAAAGUCCGUCAGUGAAAGUGGAUCUGGAAAAGGAAAAGCAUCAACUGAGAAGGAAGGAGACUCUAUGCAGGUCGAUAGCACAGCAACAGUCGAGAAGAAAGCUGCUGAGCCAGAGCCAGCGUUUGAGAUUUUAGUGAACCCAGCUCGAGUAGUCCCAGCUCAAGAGAAAUACAUAAAGUUACUUGAAGACAGCAGAUACGUACCAGUGAAGCUAGCUCCAUCAGGUUUCGUUCUUCUCAAAGACUUGCGUCAACACGAGCCAGAGGUUCUCUCCCUGACCGAUGCACCAACUUCAACAGCUUCUCCUGCAACCGGUGCAGCAGCAGCUGCACAAGGAACCACUGCCUCGGCUAUGGCCGUAGAUGACGAGCCACAACCUCCACAAGCCUUUGAUUAUGCUUCAUAAUUGUAUUCUCUUUUAAAAUUAGUUGGAAUUUGUUGUUGGUUUUAUUGGUUUUUGUUGAAAGACAAAAAGCAAAGAAAAAACAUAUCUUUGAACUUUGAGAUACUGCUUCUUGUCAUUUGCAAUUGGUUUCGAGUUCAACUACGAUCUUGUGUUAGGUACUUUUCUUUUUUUAUUACAAUCUAAAUUUUAGUGUCAUUUUAAUUUCA
This is a messenger RNA of Camelina sativa (false flax), 731 nucleotides long. The record is from RefSeq and is a predicted model, not a curated record. NCBI's taxonomy places the organism in Eukaryota, Viridiplantae, Streptophyta, Magnoliopsida, Brassicales, Brassicaceae.